AUUAAGGCGAGAGCACUGGAAGUUAAAUUGUGCUGCAUAUAAAAAAUGGGCGGAUUGGUCUCUAGAUGAGAGCUUGGUACCACCUUCCUUUCUAAAAUAAAAUCUCUCUGGCAUGAAGUCACAGCCUAUUUCACAUCCGGUUUACCCUGGGACGUAUUACUACUGUCUUGUUUCAGAGCCCACCAUGAAGAGACUCGUGGUGCUUUGCGACUGCCUGUGGGCCUGGAGCCUCCUCCUGAACGCACUGACUGAGAGAAGCUAUGGACAAACCUCACUGCAAGAUGAAAUUAAAGACAACACCACAGUAUUUACCAGAAUAUUGGACCGUCUGCUGGAUGGCUACGAUAACCGCUUGAGACCAGGACUGGGAGAGCGUGUAACUGAAGUGAAGACUGACAUCUUCGUCACCAGUUUUGGGCCUGUUUCAGACCAUGAUAUGGAGUACACAAUAGAUGUAUUUUUCCGCCAAAGCUGGAAAGAUGAGAGAUUAAAAUUCAAAGGACCUAUGACUGUUCUCCGGUUAAAUAAUUUAAUGGCCAGCAAAAUUUGGACACCUGAUACCUUUUUCCACAAUGGAAAGAAGUCAGUGGCUCAUAACAUGACGAUGCCAAAUAAACUACUACGAAUUACAGAGGAUGGGACAUUGUUGUACACAAUGAGAUUGACUGUGAGAGCAGAAUGUCCAAUGCAUUUAGAAGACUUUCCUAUGGAUGCACAUGCUUGCCCCUUGAAAUUUGGAAGCUAUGCUUAUACCAGAGCGGAGGUCGUAUAUGAAUGGACACGAGAGCCAGCAAGAUCAGUGGUUGUUGCUGAAGAUGGCUCUCGAUUGAACCAAUAUGAUCUGCUUGGACAGACUGUGGACUCUGGAAUUGUUCAGUCCAGCACAGGGGAAUACGUUGUUAUGACUACGCAUUUUCAUUUGAAGAGAAAGAUCGGUUACUUUGUCAUUCAGACUUACCUGCCAUGCAUCAUGACAGUGAUUCUGUCACAGGUUUCCUUCUGGCUCAAUAGGGAAUCUGUUCCAGCAAGAACUGUGUUUGGAGUGACCACGGUCCUGACGAUGACCACGCUGAGCAUCAGCGCACGCAACUCCCUGCCCAAGGUGGCUUACGCCACGGCCAUGGACUGGUUCAUCGCGGUGUGCUACGCCUUCGUCUUCUCCGCCCUCAUCGAGUUCGCCAGCAGCUUUGUCCGGCACAGCAGGACAAAGGGUCCAGGCCAAGCCCCUCCCAUCAUUCCCAAUUUUUGUAAACUAGAAAUCCCACCUGUUUUCCUCCUUAGCCAGGAGCACCCGCUUAAUUUUAGGCCGGGGUUGCACAACCCCGAUUCCUCCGUCGUGGAAGGCCUCGGAGAGCCUCUUGCCGCAGCGCCCAUGGGGACUGCUGAGACAAAACUGCAUUUCCGUGGAAUUAGCGUGUCAGCUGCCUCUGCGAGGAAGCUCAUUUCGCUACUUUUUAAGAGUCCUCCAAAGAUAAUUUUUAGUUGUCUAAUUGCUUUUUAUGAACACGCACAGGCUAGACCUUCAGCAGAACAAAUAUUUGGAGGAGGAGAUGUUCCUCAUUGGUUUUUUGCUUUAACAGUAUAUGCAGACGGACACCAAAAUCAUGCAGCUCUAUAA
Messenger RNA from Tinamus guttatus (white-throated tinamou), 1618 nucleotides. Lineage: Eukaryota; Metazoa; Chordata; Aves; Tinamiformes; Tinamidae. The record is from RefSeq and is a predicted model, not a curated record.